UGUCUUCUGAGACCGGAAAUACCGAAGCGUUUGCGCUUGCUAAUGAUGCCACAACACGAACAGGUCUCACCCCUUUACACGGUGCUGCUAGUCGCGGUCAUAUCGAGAUAGUACAGUGGCGGGCGAUAGCAGACAUCGAAGAUAAGGAAGGGGAAACCGCACUUCAUAAAGCAGCUCUCAACGGACACCUUCAUGUUGUGGAAUAUCUCAUCUCCUCAGCUGGAGCUGAUGUGCAUUCACAAGAUGGUGACGGUUGGACACCCCUCCAUAACGCAUGCUCCAAGGGCUAUUUAGACAUCGUUCGCUAUCUUUGUAACCAUGGCGCCACGCAGCCAAGUAAUGAUCCUCAUGCAUCACUGUCUGGAGUAGAUGUCAAGAGCAAAGGGGGCUGGACACCUCUGA
Molecule: messenger RNA, 402 nt
Organism: Acaulospora colombiana
Lineage: Eukaryota; Fungi; Glomeromycota; Glomeromycetes; Diversisporales; Acaulosporaceae
Source: the annotation of a GenBank genome assembly